AUGCAGCGAAACUACGGUGAAGAUCAUCAACCGUACAAUGAACCUUACGGCGAUUUAGUGCCAUUCGGAGACCCAAACUGGUACCGCGGCUACACAUCACCAUUCUAUAAAAAAACGCACUCCGAUUUUCGUCUCAAGUGCCGCUCGUUCGUUGAAAAAGAAAUUUUACCGUUCGUGCACGAAUGGGACGAAUCGAAAACCAUUCCGAAAGAAAUAUACGUGAAAACAUACAAAGCCGGAAUCCUGCCGGGUGUGGUUGGAAAACCGUGGCGUGAAGAAUUGACAGACGGGAUUCAACCUCCACCAGAUUUUGAUUACUUUCACGAAUUGAUCUUGUUUGACGAAUUCGCCAGAUGCGGGUCCGGAGGCGUCUUGUGGGGGUUGUUGGAAGGCGUGCACAUCGGGUUACCGCCGGUGUUAAAUUUUGGAAGCGAGGAGUUGAGGAGAAGAGUUGGUAGUCCGGUUUUGCAGGGGAAGAGUAUCAUUUGCUUGUGCAUUACAGAGCCGUACGCUGGGUCAGAUGUGGCGAAUAUUCGGUGCGAGGCGAAGAAAGACCCGACUGGGAGAUUUUACACGGUCACUGGAGAGAAGAAAUGGAUCACGAACGGUAUUUGGGCAGAUUAUUUCACCGUUGCAGUGAGAACCGGUGGGAAAGGGUCGAGCGGAAUUUCCUUGCUCGUGAUUGAAAAGUCAAUGAAAGGCGUGGACUGCAAACGCAUGGACUGCAUGGGCGUUUGGGCAUCCGGAACGACCUUUGUUACGUUUGACGAAGUCAGAGUGCCGGUGGAAAACUUAAUCGGUAACGAAAACGAAGGCUUUAAGUACAUUAUGCACAAUUUCAACCACGAGCGAUGGGGAUUCGUCGUGCAAGCGAAUCGAUUUGCGCGAGUGUGUUACGAAGAGGCAUUUACGUACGCACAUCGGAGGAGAACGUUUGGCCAGCGUUUAAUCGAUCACGCAGUUAUUCGGCACAAACUCGCGGAAAUGAUACGCCAAAUCGAAGCCACGCAUAACCUACUCGAGAAUAUCACGUAUCAAAUGAACACCUUAUCUGAAGAACAAAAACCAAAAAUGCUCGCCGGCAUCACCGCUUUAGCAAAAGUCCAAGCGACGAAAGUGUUUGAGUUUUGCGCCAGAGAAGCGGCGCAGAUUUUCGGCGGCGCGAGUUACGUACGAGGAGGGCAGGGUGAAAAAGUCGAAAGGCUGUACAGAGAUGUCAGAGCGUACGCUAUACCUGGCGGUUCAGAGGAGAUCAUGCUGGACUUUGGCGUGAGAGAUAGCAUGAAACAGUUUUCGCGUUUAUGA
This is a messenger RNA of Bathycoccus prasinos, 1305 nucleotides long. Its product is annotated as acyl-CoA dehydrogenase. Lineage: Eukaryota; Viridiplantae; Chlorophyta; Mamiellophyceae; Mamiellales; Bathycoccaceae. The coding region runs from base 1 to 1305 and encodes 434 amino acids. Gene Ontology annotation, molecular function: oxidoreductase activity, acting on the CH-CH group of donors; flavin adenine dinucleotide binding. The transcript has a single exon. The record is from RefSeq and is a predicted model, not a curated record.